AUGCAUCAACGACAGAUUAUAUUUCAAUCAAUUUUACCAAAUCAACUUGAUCCAGCCAGAUUUUCAAAACCGAUUAUUGAUGGAAUUGAACAACCUUUAACAAUAACAUCAAUGAAUGGUGAAUGUACAGUUCAAUUACCGUUAUCAUCAAAAAUAAAUCGACCAAUAAAAGAUGAUUUUGACGAUGAUGAAUUAGUUGCAUAUGCUGAAAAUCUUGAAAAUAUUCCUGAAAAAAUUUUAUUAAAAGAAGAUCGAAAAAAAAAAGAUAUUGAAAAUAAUCCAUUAUAUAAAUAUCGUCAUGGUAUAUUAUCAGUAUCAGAUAUAUCAUCUCAAAUUUGGUGUGAACAACAAUUAACAUAUAAAUUUCUUUAUCCAUUUAUUCUUAAUGAUGAUGGAGAAAUAAAACGUGUUGAUGAUAAAAUUCAUAUGUUACGUGGAACAUCAUUACAUUUAGAUAGAGAAUUAGAAAUUCAAAUUAAAGUUUCUAUUGAAUGCCAAACACGUGAAGAUUCUUAUGGUAUACGUUUAUUAAAUAUGAUACAAGCUAUUCAUGGUUUAUUAACAUGGAAUAAACUGGAUCAACCUUAUAUAACACGUGAAAUGCCUAUAUUUGGAAAUAUGUAUGAGGGAAAAUUAUAUUUUCGUGGUAUAAUUGAUGAAAUAAAUUAUGAUCCACGUACAAAUCAAUUAGAAGUUGUAGAAUUUAAAACACGUGCAUCAAAAACAACACCCAAACCUCAACAAACUUAUACACAUAAAAUUCAAGUUAAUAUUUAUAGAACAUUACUUGAUGAACUUAUACAAGGACAAGUUGAUAAAACACUUUAUUUUCAACGUUUUAAUCUUGAACCAACUACAAUUUUAUCUGAUUCUAUACUAAACCAAUAUAAUCAAUGUGGUUUUACUCAGAUUAAUACACUUGAAAAUGCUUUUGAUUUAUUAAUUAAAUUAGCUUUUCAAAUGCCUACUAUAACAACUAAUGGUGCAAUUGAAUAUAUUCUUCAAUCAGAUCCAACAUGGAAAAAUCGAAAAGAAUUUGAUCGUGAUGAAAAUAAUCUUAAAGAAUUACUUAUUAAAAGUGAAGGAUAUUGGCUUGGUAAACGUGAAGCUGAAGGUGUUGAUAUUGAAGAUGCAUAUAAAUGUCAAUGGUGUGAUUAUAAAGAAAUGUGUACGUGGAGAGAAGAAAAAUCAAAUGAAUUUUCAAGAAAAAAACGACGAAUUAAUUAA
Molecule: messenger RNA, 1227 nt
Organism: Rotaria sordida
Lineage: Eukaryota; Metazoa; Rotifera; Eurotatoria; Philodinida; Philodinidae
Source: the annotation of a GenBank genome assembly